Rhizopus microsporus ATCC 52813 is the source of this 1524-nucleotide messenger RNA. RefSeq names its product Gpi16 subunit, GPI transamidase component. The transcript is spliced from 8 exons. Gene Ontology annotation, cellular component: GPI-anchor transamidase complex. NCBI's taxonomy places the organism in Eukaryota, Fungi, Mucoromycota, Mucoromycetes, Mucorales, Rhizopodaceae. The record is from RefSeq and is a predicted model, not a curated record. Gene Ontology annotation, biological process: attachment of GPI anchor to protein. The coding region runs from base 1 to 1524 and encodes 507 amino acids.
AUGCUAUUGUUGUUACAGACAUGGGCAUUGUUAUUAUGCAGCAUUAGUGUCAUUCAAGGACAGCUACUAGAGAAUGAACAAUACGAUGAGAACCUUACAUUUCGCCAUUUGCCUGAUGGUAAACUGCUGGCUCACUUUGAAUUCGAAACAAAAAUGAAUGCAUCUUUGCCACUGUCAGACUAUGGAUUAUACCCAAAGGCUAUCGGCCAAGUCCUUGAUUCCCAUACAGUGAGUGAGAUGCAUCUCUCGUUCACUCAGGGACGUUGGAAUUAUGAAGAAUGGGGAUACCCACCUACGCUAUCUUCAGGAACAGGAGUGGAACUUUGGGCAUGGAUCAAAGACAAUGGAGAUGUAGAUACCAAAUGGAAGGCGCUGGCCAACACAUUAUCAGGCUUAUUUUGUGCGUCACUCAAUUUCAUAGACGAAACCAUGACAACUGAACCCAGACUCAGUUUUCAGUCUAGUCAACAUGAUCAAAAGAACGAACAGUUACGGUAUGGAUCAUUGCCUCAUGAAAAUGUCUGUACAGAGAAUUUGACACCUUGGAUCAAGCUGUUGCCCUGUAAAGCAAAGUCUGGCAUGGCUGUCUUACUUAAUCCUCACAAGCUAUACAAUUCAAAUUUUCACACCAUGGCCAUUCAUGCAACUUCUAUUUGCUUAGAUGAAUCAUGCAGUGAGCAAAGAUUGGAGUUGGUUCAAACAAUUACUUCCGUCAUGGAUCCCGUAAGAGAAACGGGCCGUCGGGAUUGGUCAUUAACGAGCAUCUUUGAUCGUCAAUUGAACAAGGCUUGUCCACUCGCCAAAGAAAGUAGAGUGGUAGUAGAUGUAGCCAAUGCGGGCGAGGGGUAUGACUCAAGGCCCCAGCCAUACGUGAAUGGUACCAUGAUGAGCUAUGACUUGUCUCAGGCGCCUUUAGAUAUUGGUAUGACGUGGCAUCAUGAACGUGCAUUUGAAUAUCCACUUGAGCCUAAAAGACCAGUGAUAUAUGCUCAGCGUUAUUUUACUGGCUAUGGGCAAGAAAGAGGAGGAUUGAAGAUUACGAUGUAUAACAGACAUAAAACGGAGUCUGUUCCAGUCAUCUACUAUGAUUCAAUACCAUGGUACCUUAAACUCUAUAUGCAUACAUUCAAAGUAAACGUCAUAGGCAAGGAUGAUCAUGAUGUGGUAAAACAAAUGUAUUAUCAACCUGCCAUUGACAGAGGAAGGCCCAGUACGCUUGAAUAUGAGUUAUUACUACCACCAGAUUCGAUUGUUACCAUGUCUCUUGAUUUCGACAAGGUGUUUUUAAAGUAUACAGAACAUAGACCAGAUGCUAAUAGAGGAUUUGAUAUUGGCUCUGCCGUCUUGAGCACAUGGGACUCGGAACAGAAUUUGAUGCGAAUCUAUACGGAUACACUCUUGGUCGUACUGCCUACACCAGAUUUUAGUAUGCCUUAUAAUGUGAUUACGCUCACUUGUACGGUCAUUGCUCUCUUCUUUGGAUCCGUCUUUAACUUACUCAUACGUAAUUUUACACCUGUGUAA